Tarenaya hassleriana is the source of this 1853-nucleotide messenger RNA. Its product is annotated as asparagine--tRNA ligase, chloroplastic/mitochondrial. The transcript has 14 exons. The record is from RefSeq and is a predicted model, not a curated record. Gene Ontology annotation, molecular function: asparagine-tRNA ligase activity; ATP binding. Bases 49 to 1713 code for a protein of 554 amino acids. Gene Ontology annotation, cellular component: mitochondrion. Gene Ontology annotation, biological process: asparaginyl-tRNA aminoacylation. Lineage: Eukaryota; Viridiplantae; Streptophyta; Magnoliopsida; Brassicales; Cleomaceae.
GCGCAGCGUCCUCAAUCCGGAAAUUUCUAACCGAGACAGAGCUUCCAAAUGGCGGCGGCGUUUUUGCCGGUGACCUCUCUCCGUUUGACGCCACUAUCCACUCUCCGGCUCCUCUCCUUCUUCCCCAAAUUUAAUACGCGCCCUUCUUCUCUCCCUCGCCGGCUUCUCCCGUUAUUUGGAGGUUCUUCGGCGAGUGCUCGCCUGCGUUGCUUAUGCAGCGCGUCUCUCAGUUCCGGAGAUGGGAGGAGAGUGGAAAGUAAAGUUGGAGAAUUUAGGAGGAAGUUGAGGAUUGCGGACAUAAAGGGGGGAUCCGACGAAGGACUGGGUCGGGUCGGGCAGACACUGAGAGUAAUGGGUUGGGUGCGGACUCUCCGGGUUCAGAGCAGCGUCACCUUCAUCGAGAUAAAUGACGGUUCAUGCCUCUCAAACAUGCAAUGUGUUUUGAACUCGGAUGCAGAAGGGUAUGAUCAGGUAGAAUCCGGUAUGGUCUUGACCGGAGCUUCCAUAUCAGUACAAGGAACUCUCGUGGCUAGCCAGGGAUCAAAACAAAAGGUGGAACUAAAGGCCGAGAAGAUUGUUGUGAUUGGCAUAUGCGAUGCUUCGUAUCCAAUUCAGAAGAAACGAGUUAGCAGAGAAUUCUUGAGAACCAAGGCUCAUUUACGUCCAAGAACAAACACUUUUGGGGCGGUUGCAAGAGUGAGGAAUGCUUUGGCAUUCGCUACGCACAAUUUCUUUCAAGAAAACGGGUUCAUCUGGGUGUCAAGUCCGAUUAUCACAGCUUCAGACUGUGAAGGAGCAGGAGAGCAGUUCUGUGUCACAACUCUGAUACCAAGCUGCAAUGAGACCACAGAUUCAUCUGUUGACACAAUUCCGAAAACAAAGGAAGGGUUGAUCGAUUGGUCAAAGGACUUCUUUGGGAAACCAGCUUUCCUGACUGUCUCAGGUCAACUCAAUGGAGAAACAUACGCUACUGCUCUUUCAGAUGUAUACACAUUUGGUCCAACAUUUCGAGCUGAGAAUUCCAACACUUCCAGGCACUUAGCUGAAUUCUGGAUGAUUGAACCAGAACUUGCGUUUGCGGACCUGGAAGAUGACAUGGCCUGUGCUACUGCCUAUCUCCAGUAUGUAGUUCGACACAUUCUAGAUAAUUGCAAGGAAGACAUGGAUUUCUUCAAUACUUGGAUAGAGAAAGGGAUCGUUAACCGCUUGAGUGAUGUUGCAGAGAAAGACUUUAUACAGCUCACCUACACCGAUGCCAUUGAGCUUCUUCUGAAAGUAAACAAGAAAUUUGAAUUCCCGGUGAAGUGGGGGUGUGAUCUACAGAGUGAGCAUGAACGCUACAUAACGGAGGAAGCAUUUGGGGGACGACCCGUCAUCAUCAGAGACUACCCAAAGGAGAUAAAGGCGUUCUACAUGAGGGAGAAUGAUGAUGGGAAGACAGUUGCAGCCAUGGAUAUGUUGGUGCCUCGGGUAGGGGAGUUGAUAGGAGGGAGCCAAAGGGAGGAGAGGCUGGACUGCUUGGAAGCUCGGCUCGACGCUUUAAACCUGAGCAAAGACAGCUACUGGUGGUACCUCGACCUCCGCCGCUUUGGUUCAGUUCCCCACGCAGGGUUCGGUUUAGGGUUUGAGAGAUUGGUUCAAUUCGCCACCGGCGUUGACAAUAUCAGAGACGUCAUCCCUUUCCCUCGCACACCUGGUUCUGCCGACUUCUGACAAGCGAUGUAUUCUCUCAUUCUAUUCUAUUUUGUAUCGUAAACAAGAAUAAUAAUCAUUUUUUUUAAAAAUUAUUUCAUACGGAAAAUGCUGUAAUGUAUGCAUCAAUUAUUACAUUGCUUGACAUUGGGUUGGAGUAA